Messenger RNA from Panicum virgatum (switchgrass), 972 nucleotides. RefSeq names its product signal peptidase complex catalytic subunit SEC11C-like. Gene Ontology annotation, molecular function: serine-type endopeptidase activity. Lineage: Eukaryota; Viridiplantae; Streptophyta; Magnoliopsida; Poales; Poaceae. The coding region runs from base 233 to 775 and encodes 180 amino acids. The record is from RefSeq and is a predicted model, not a curated record. The transcript is spliced from 9 exons. Gene Ontology annotation, cellular component: membrane; signal peptidase complex.
GGCUCACGGCUCACGGCUCAGGGCCUCAGAACUCCUCUCCUUUCCCUUCUCUCGAACCCUGUCCUCCUUGCUCUUCCUUCCCUGGCGGCGACGACUGGGUGAGCGGCGGCGCCAUCCCAGCCCUUUGCCGGCGACGAGCGCAUCCUCCAGUUACAAUAUUAGUACCUACUAACUUCGAUUUCGUUUGCAAAAAUUAUCGGGCGCGCCCCUGUAGCCGAAGGAGGUGGGCGAGAUGGGGUUCGUCGGCGACACGGUGGAGUCAAUCCGCUCCAUGCAGAUCCGCCAAGUGCUCAUGCAGAUCAUCAGCCUCGGUAUGAUUGUUACCUCAGCAUUGAUCAUAUGGAAGGGGUUGAUAGUUGUGACAGGAAGCGAGUCUCCAGUUGUAGUGGUUCUCUCUGGUAGCAUGGAGCCUGGAUUUAAAAGGGGUGAUAUCCUGUUUUUGCACAUGAGCAAAGAUCCUAUCCGCACAGGAGAAAUAGUUGUUUUCAAUGUUGAUGGCCGUGAGAUUCCAAUUGUUCACCGUGUGAUUAAGGUCCAUGAACGUCAGGAUACUGCAGAAGUGGAAAUCCUCACCAAAGGUGACAAUAACUUUGGGGAUGACCGAUUAUUAUAUGCACAUGGACAGCUUUGGCUCCAGCAGCACCACAUUAUGGGGCGAGCUGUGGGCUAUCUUCCAUAUGUUGGCUGGGUUACAAUUAUCAUGACUGAGAAACCGUUUAUUAAGUACCUGCUGAUUGGCGCGCUGGGCCUGCUGGUCAUAACAUCAAAAGAGUAAAGAAGUUAAGCUUCCGCGCCUUAUAGAUUUUGCUCUUGUGGCGCAACGGCAUAGAGCAAUGGCUUGCUGAAUAGUGUUAAGAGAAGCUGUUGUGUUCCACCAUGUAUCAAACGAGAAGAUAUCUUUGUCCGUUCUGCAGGUGCCGACCCUCUAAUUGGAUUAUCAGAUCUCAUGCAGCAUCCAUCUUUUGGUAGUUA